Messenger RNA from Myxozyma melibiosi, 1557 nucleotides. RefSeq lists its product as uncharacterized. Gene Ontology annotation, cellular component: SAGA-type complex; nucleus. NCBI's taxonomy places the organism in Eukaryota, Fungi, Ascomycota, Lipomycetes, Lipomycetales, Lipomycetaceae. The record is from RefSeq and is a predicted model, not a curated record. The transcript has 2 exons. Gene Ontology annotation, biological process: chromatin remodeling; regulation of transcription by RNA polymerase II. Gene Ontology annotation, molecular function: transcription coactivator activity; protein binding; chromatin binding. Bases 71 to 1456 code for a protein of 461 amino acids.
ACCGGCUCUCCUCGUCUGCCUAUCCGCACUUCACCACCAGAACGCGCUGUGCUGAGUUCUGAGACUGAGAAUGACGGUCAUCCAUCGCAAACUCACGACCGCGGAUCAUGUUAAGGCGGCCGAGCCUGGUGUCAAAUUCCACUGCGACGUCUGCGCCUGCGACUGCACGCACCUAGUCCGCGUGCGCUGCGCAGUCUGCCAGGACUACGAUCUCUGUGUGCCCUGCUUCGCAUCCGGCGCCUCGUCCGGCACCCACAAACCCGACCACGACUACUCCAUCGUCGAGCAGCAUGCCUACCCGAUCUUCGUCGAGGACUGGGGCGCCGACGAAGAACUCCUGCUCGUCGAGGGCGCGGAGACGCUCGGCUUGGGCAAUUGGCAGGACAUUGCGGAUCACAUCGGCGGCCGCACAAAGGAGGAAGUCGAUCGCCAUUACCUAGACGUCUACAUCCGCUCCGAGAGCUACCCGCUCCCGGACAUGAAGCGCAAGUUCUCAAUCACGCCCGCCGAGUUUGCCUCGCGCAAGAAAGCAAGGCUUGAAGCGCGCCGCGCGCAGAACGCAGUCCUGCCCCCGCCGAAACAGAAACCGACCGCGUCCGUGCCGUCGUGCCACGAAGUCCAGGGAUACAUGCCCGGCCGACUGGAGUUCGAGACCGAGUACGAGAACGACGCCGAGCUGGCGGUUAAAGAUAUGGUCUUUGAUCCCGACGAUGGCGAAGGCGAGGUCGAUCUCAAGCUGACAGUCUUGGAUAUCUACUACUCGCGGCUGACGUCGCGCGCGGAGCGCAAGCGCAUGUUGCUCCAGCACGGGUUGCUCGAGUACCGCAAAGUGACUGCGAACGAAAAGAAGCGGACGCGGGAAGAGCGCGAGCUGCUGACCAAAGCCAAACCGUUCGCGCGCCUGAUGACAAAAGAAGACUGGCAGCAGUUCAGCGACGACCUGCUCUCGGAGCUCACGAUCCGCAAACGCAUCGCCGAGCUGCAAGAGUAUCGCCAAAACGGCAUCCGCACGCUCGAAAUGGCGCAAAAGUACGAGCGCGACAAGACCCAGCGCGCGAUGAUUGCCCGCAACUCGAUCGGCCUCGGCUCCUCGCUCGGAUCGGUCUCGGGCUCGCGCUACGGAUCGAGCACGCCCACCGGCCGCGGCGGUCGGGAUUCCUCGGUCUCGCUCGAAAACAGCGGCGGCAAGUCCUCGUUCCGCAAACCGGCCGCGAACCCGCUCGACAUCUCGCACGCGGCCGAUCUCGACCUGCUCUCGCCGGCCGAGCAGCAGCUGUGUAGCCAGAUCCGCAUCCUGCCGAAGCCGUACUUGGUCAUCAAGGAGACCUUGUUUAGGGAACUUCUGCGUACCGGUGGUAUUCUGAAGAAGCGCACGGCGAGAGAGUUGAUCAAGAUCGAUGUGAAUAAGACGGCGAGGAUUUAUGAGUUUUUCCAGAAUCAGCGGUGGUUGAGCUGAUGUGGUGGAUGGGUUGCUUGGAGUUGGUUGUAUGAUAUCGGGUUGUAGUUUUAUGUUGUAACUAGUUUUACAGGAGUUUUAUAUAAUGGCGUUUACCAUAU